CGUCCGAAAAGUCGAAAAAAAGACAGCAUACAGCAUGAGGAUGAAAAUAAACUUGUGAACAUUUCGCAAGAGCACGUAGAGCCAUCGUCACCAUCAGCCCCCGGAGAUAAUGUUCGAAAAACGAGCGACGAGUCAUCGACGUCGAAGGAUGACGGUCAGAUUCGUUUGCAGCGUUUCGGUGGUAAAUUCGCUGGUGAAGUCACCAGUGAGGAUAGCUUGGACACUAAAGAUCCUGAAACGUCGCGAAUCGAAGGCAACACAAAAGUAGUAGGUUCGAAUCUUCUUCUGGAAGAGAGCAAGUAUCCGAUAGAGAAGGAAACCGAACUUCCAAAAGAAGGCUUCCAUCUUCAUGAAACACCUCGAGAUCAUGAAGAACAGGCUAGUGGCUGUCAGGUCGACGCGAAAUUGGGCCUGGGGAUCUCUGAGGCCAGUAGUAGAGUUCAAGAGCUCCCGGAGUUAGACGCCCUCAUUGAAAGUGUGAGCAAAUUUCUUGGAGAUGUACCGGAGCCACAAGAAAUAAAUGCACCUGGACACGAAAUAGCUUCAACUACUGACACUUCCGAAACUGAAUGCUCUCAAAUGAGUCGAAACUCAAAACAUGACCGCGAUCAAAAGCUUGAGCAACUGAUCGCCCGCAUUGGUCAACUCAGUGAUCACAAAGUGUUUUGUGAAACAUGCCAUAGAAUGAGAGGAAAGGAGACUGCAGGACAUCCACCAGUUUGUCCAAGAGAACGGAGUAGUCGAUCAAGGAGACGGAUCGGCUCAGCGACUUCACAUGGCUCAUCCUCCAUACGUUCUUCGGAUGGGACAGGAUCAUCCGUUCCCGGCCGCAGAUACCAUCACGGUUUCGUGCCAUCCGUCUCGGCAUCGUCACAUCCAAGCGUAAAGGAGAUUACUGGUCGAGAUCGUUGGAAAAUAUAG
Anisakis simplex (herring worm) is the source of this 921-nucleotide messenger RNA. The record is from the annotation of a GenBank genome assembly. NCBI's taxonomy places the organism in Eukaryota, Metazoa, Nematoda, Chromadorea, Rhabditida, Anisakidae.